UAUAUUUUUGAAAUAUCUGUCUGUUUUUGUGUAUGAAGAUUGAUUUUAAAAUUUUCCCAAAAAAACUCAUAAAUCGUCGUUUAUUCUUGAAAUUUUAUUUUCAAAUAUUAACAACAAUAAAAACAAAAGUAACCACAAACAAAAAAGAAUGUCGCAAAGCAUAUCUGCAGCACCGCCAAUGCACGACAUACCGUUGUCCGGUGCCGAAGAACGUGGCGACGCGACAUGCGAAGCAGACAAAGCGAACAACUCGAAGGCCAAUUCGUUAAAGCGUUUCUUCAAAUUGACACAUCGACGACAUAACGGUGGCGAAGAGAUGCCAACAGGUUCGUGUGAUGUGCUGCCCGAAGAUGGUGGUGAGCCAAAAGACGAACUUGGCAAGGAGGAAGCAGACAAAGAUGGUGACUUGGAUAAGCCAAAGGAGCAUGCGAGACGCUUUAAUUUGCGCCUAGGCAGCGUUACGCGCAUCGCGGAACACGCUAAUACCGCCAACUUCAUGCACAACGCACCGAGUCGACAUUCGUUGAAGAACUCGAUCUCCAGCUAUUGGCAUACGGUAUUCCGACGUGCAAGUAAGAAAGCUGCUAAGCAAAAGUCUGGCCAGAACGAUGACGAUGACGAGGGUUGUGAUGAUGUGGAAGAGGAGACCAACGAUACGGAAUUGGAUGAAGAGUUGCACACACUACCGAUCUCAGAUGAUACCAUCGAGCAGGUGACACAAGCAAACAAGUAAAAGAGAGCAUUUAAACAACAUAAUGAAGGAAGCGAGGAAGGAUAUAAGAUGCUUACGCAAGCAGUUGAAAAAUUCGUGGCGUAUAAACUCAACUGGUGGUAGUGUGGCGACUUAGAAACUCUCGGUUUAUGCAAAAAUCUUUGUGUGCAUUUUUAUUGUUUUCAACAUUUUAUUUAGACCCAAUGUCACAAUGCGAUUUUAUGCUAUUUGCGGCAAAUUUAUUUUGUUUGGAAAAUUUGUCAUUAACACACAUUUUAAACAAAGGAAACAUCUUUUCAUUGCAUAUUUUAAGGAGUGCAUGUGAAUUGAAGAAUAACUGAUA
This is a messenger RNA of Zeugodacus cucurbitae (melon fly), 1055 nucleotides long. RefSeq lists its product as uncharacterized. Lineage: Eukaryota; Metazoa; Arthropoda; Insecta; Diptera; Tephritidae. The coding region runs from base 149 to 733 and encodes 194 amino acids. The record is from RefSeq and is a predicted model, not a curated record. The transcript has 2 exons.